This is a messenger RNA of Suillus subalutaceus, 1109 nucleotides long. RefSeq lists its product as uncharacterized. Gene Ontology annotation, molecular function: RNA binding. The transcript is spliced from 4 exons. The record is from RefSeq and is a predicted model, not a curated record. Gene Ontology annotation, cellular component: nucleolus; preribosome, large subunit precursor. Bases 284 to 1003 code for a protein of 239 amino acids. Gene Ontology annotation, biological process: ribosomal large subunit biogenesis; rRNA processing; ribosomal large subunit assembly. Lineage: Eukaryota; Fungi; Basidiomycota; Agaricomycetes; Boletales; Suillaceae.
AAACCUUGUUCUCAUACAUACCAUGCCCAAGUCAAAACGUUCAAAAGUCGGCAAGUUCACCUCUUUGAUGAUCGUGAUAAAGGCUGAUGUUGUAUUGUGUGGAUAGUAUCUCUUACAAAAGUCUCGAAAAAGACGAGGGAGCAUAAAAAUGUACUCUUGAGCGAGGUUAGUUUUUGUGGAAUUUGUUCUUCCCUUUGGAUGCAUUUCUGCGGAGACAGACUGGUAUCAUAGAUGAUUGCAAGAUGCUUUCUACGGCCUGGUGCCCUGCUUAUGCGAGUGCUAAAUGUUCUUUCAUCCCAAGGUACAAAAAAAUGCUGAAAAAUGGAAAUACUGCUGGCUGUUCGAAGUUGGCGCGAUGCGCAAUGCCCAUCUAAAAACCGUGCGGAAACUAUGGAAAGAUUCAGCACGGAUAUUCUUCGGUCGAGGAGCAGUAAUGGCCAAAGCCCUAGGUACAACAGUAGAAGAAGAGCAUCGAAUGGGACUCCACAAACUAGCCCAACAAAUAAAAGGCCAGGUAGGGUUGUUUUUCACGGACUCGGAACCUCAAGAAGUGAUAGAGUGGUUCGACGAUUUCAAACAAGCGGAUUACGCACGAACGGGAAACAAAGCUACGCGGACGGUGAUACUACCUGUAGGACCUGUGAUGCGGGUACACUCUGACCCGCCUGAACCGUUUCCGCAUAAUGAGGACCCACAGCUCCGGAAGCUGGGUCUCACGACGUCGAUGAAGCGGGGUGUACCGACGCUUGAAAGUCCUCAUCAGGUGUGUGAUAAGGGGAAGGCUUUGACGGGCGAGCAGGCGCAGCUGCUCAAACUUCUUGGUGAGAAGUUGGUGGUGUUUAGGGUUGGGUUGUUGGCAAGGUGGGAUGCUGCCAGCGGGGAAGUUGUUCAAGUUGAGGGUAGAUGUACGGAGAUAGAACGGGAAGGUGAUGAGGACCUUGAAGAGGAUGAGGAGAUGAGCGAGACACGUAUAGCCGCUCAAUUGAGUUACGCUCACGAGUGACUAGUGACACCGUGACCUGCCUCAUGACAUUUAUAUUCGACAUUUUGAUUUUUGCAGGAGUCUGGACAGCAAUCGAGGACUGGUUAACAACAAACAUGUCCAUAUA